Linderina pennispora is the source of this 795-nucleotide messenger RNA. RefSeq lists its product as uncharacterized. The transcript has a single exon. The record is from RefSeq and is a predicted model, not a curated record. Lineage: Eukaryota; Fungi; Kickxellomycota; Kickxellomycetes; Kickxellales; Kickxellaceae. Bases 7 to 780 code for a protein of 257 amino acids.
GCAGGAAUGGGUGGUGGGAUUGUAGGCAAGGGACUCGACAAUGGCUUCAGCAGCAGCAGUGGAAAUAACAGUGGUACCAAUAGUGAUGACGACAGCGACAAUUAUGCUGGCUCUGCCACCAAGGAUAACAGCAGCAAAGAGAAGCAGUCAGGAUUGCUUAAAAAGUUAUCGGCAAUGACGGAUACAAACACUAGUCUGGAUUUGGCGUCGUUCAGUGGCAGAAUGCUCACCAUUGAUGCUCUGGCAGGAACAUUAGCAACGAUGAGCAACUCCACUGCAACUCCAGCUUCAACGCGCAGCUCUGUGGGAAAGUCUGUUGCAGUAGACACAGCGUCAUCUAAAGUAUUGACUACCAAACUCGCAUUAAAGCCAGCAGCAACAUCAUCGUCGCCGCGCGGAAAAGUAUUGUCAGCCAAGCCAUGCUCUCCUUCAGCCAAAUUACUGCCGGCUAAACCUGGUCAGACGGUACAUCUCCCAUGUCAUGGACCAACACCGACAGGCAAGGUCAUGUCAGCAAAGCUCAUUAGCACAGAUGUUUCUGCUGGCAGCUCUUCUGCUAGCAAGGUGCUUUCGACAAAGACAUCCUCGAAGCGAGUGUCAAUGGAUAUUGCUUCCAAUGAGCUUCCAACCACAACCACGCACUUCCUUGCCACGCCAAGACGGCUGUGGUCGGCUAGGGGUCUCUCCGCAAAAAAGACAGAUAGAGGUCUGGGCACUGAACAGUCAGCAGACACUCCGGCCCAUUCGCCAGCUGCACGCAAGAUCCGAGGCAUGUACUGAAUACACACAAACCAC